AUGCCCGCCGCCAGCCUGCUGCCGCUGUUCGGUAGCGCGGCGGGGCCGGGGGCGCUGGGCGGCCCCGGGGGCGGCGGCGCGGGCGGCGGGGGCAGGAAGGCGGCGGGGCCCGGCGCGUUCCGGCUGACGGAGAAGUUCGUGCUGCUGCUGGUGUUCAGCGCCUUCAUCACCCUCUGCUUCGGGGCCAUCUUCUUCCUGCCCGACUCCUCCAAGCUCCUCAGCGGCGUCUUCUUCCACUCGGCCGCCCUGCAGCCGCCGCCGCCGCCGCCCGGCGGGCAGCCCCGCGCCCCGCCGCAGCCCGGCGGCGGCCCCGCGGCGGCGGCGGCGGCGGCGGCGUCGGCGAGCAGCCUGGCGCGGAUCCGCGCGGACCACGAGCGGGCUCUGCGGGAGGCCAAGGAGACGCUGCAGAAGCUGCCCGAGGAGAUCCGCAGGGACAUCCGCCAGGACAAGGAGAAACUUCUGCAGGACGCCCGCGGCAGGAAGGAGGCGGGAGCCCCCGGGCUGCCCCAGCGCCCCUUCCGCCAGCCCGCCGGCGCCGUGGGGCAGGAGCCCGCCGACCCCGCCGUCCGGCAGCGGAGGGACAAAAUCAAAGAGAUGAUGAAACAUGCCUGGGAUAAUUAUAAGCGUUAUGCUUGGGGAUUAAAUGAACUGAAACCCAUAUCUAAGCAAGGACAUUCAAGCAAUUUAUUUGGUAACAUUCAAGGAGCAACAAUAGUGGAUGCCCUUGAUACGCUAUAUAUCAUGGAAAUGAAAGAGGAAUUCCAGGAAGCCAAGGACUGGGUUGAAAAAAACUUAAAUUUCAAUGUGAAUGCAGAAAUUUCAGUUUUUGAAGUGAACAUCCGUUUUGUUGGUGGACUUCUUUCAGCUUACUAUCUUUCAGGAGAAGAGAUAUUCCGAAAGAAAGCAGUGGAACUUGGAGAGAAAUUGCUUCCUGCUUUCAAUACUCCCACUGGGAUACCUUGGGCAUUACUGAAUAUUAAGAGUGGGAUCGGUCGAAAUUGGCCGUGGGCCUCUGGCGGCAGCAGCAUUUUGGCAGAGUUUGGGACGUUGCACCUGGAGUUCAUACACCUGAGCCACCUGUCUGGAAACCCGCUGUUUGCCGAAAAGGUGAUGAACAUUCGAAAAGUUCUGAAUCGACUGGAUAAACCAGAAGGCCUGUACCCCAACUAUCUGAAUCCCAGCAGUGGCCAAUGGGGCCAGCAUCACGUCUCCAUUGGAGGCCUUGGGGACAGCUUUUAUGAGUAUUUGCUCAAGGCAUGGCUGAUGUCGGGCAAGACAGAUGAAGAAGGCAGGAAAAUGUAUUAUGAUGCUGUUCAGGCCAUCGAGACCCACCUCAUUCGGAAGUCAAGCGGGGGGCUGACCUACAUCGCCGAGUGGAAGGGUGGACUGCUUGAACACAAGAUGGGACAUCUGACUUGUUUUGCUGGAGGCAUGUUUGCUCUAGGAGCAGAUGGAGCACCUAAUGACAAGAUAGGCCAUCACAUUGAGCUUGGUGCUGAAAUUGCUAGGACUUGUCAUGAAUCCUAUGAUCGCACAAGCAUGAAGCUGGGACCAGAAGCCUUCAGAUUUGAUGGUGGUGUUGAGGCCAUUGCUACAAGGCAAAAUGAAAAAUACUACAUCCUCCGACCAGAAGUCAUAGAGACCUACAUGUACAUGUGGAGGCUCACUCAUGACCCAAAGUACAGGCAGUGGGGAUGGGAAGCAGUAGAGGCAUUGGAAAAAUAUUGCAGAGUAGAUGGUGGCUAUUCCGGCAUCCGAGAUGUUUAUAGCAGUCAUCAAAGCCAUGAUGAUGUGCAGCAAAGUUUCUUUCUUUCAGAGACACUCAAGUACUUGUAUUUGCUGUUUUCGGAGGAUGACCUUCUUCCAUUUGAACACUGGGUCUUCAAUACAGAAGCUCAUCCUCUCCCUGUUCUUCACAAUGAUGAUGGAAAUAAAGAAGAAAACCAGAAAUAGAUCAUGAUUAAGUUAUAUUUUGUUUCAUUCCUUAUGUUUCUUUCCAGGACUUGGGUGCAUGAUUUGGUUUUAAAUUCCUGAGUUAAGUUUUUAAAUCAAGUGUUUUGCAGUCUGUUUUCUUUACCAGUAAAUAUUUAUGAAUGGACCCAGACUCACGAUAAAUCUUCAUUCGUCUUAUCCAGCUGAAUCACUUCUUAGAAAAGAAAUACAAGAUCUCUCCAGGUUUUGUUAGGCUGCAGCAUCAUCUUGGCCAAAAAAAAGAACAGCAGGGUCUGCACAUUACUUGUUUCCUGUUACGCUUUUGAUUUUGACUGCAAAAUUAUUUCCUCCUCUGUGAGGAGAUGUCUGCUUUAAGCUGUAAUAUUUUGCCAUGUUGCAAAAAGCCAUAUGGAAUUAAGUAUAAAGAGCUUUGUUUUCUUUUGGUUUGUUCUAUGUUAAUUUGUUUUGUUUGUGUGUCAUCCCAGACAAAUCCUGUGACUGUGACAGCCUCUUCUUAAUGCGGGUCUAUCUUUAUUUGGUAAAAUAUCUGAUGUAUUUCAUUGUUAAUGAAGCCUACAUAGGACUAUUUUCAUCUCAUGCAAAUGCAACUCUGUUAGAAUUUGCAGUAUACAUUGCAGUUAUUCUAGAUCUGUUUUGAUGAAUUUAGCGUGUUCAUUAGCAGACCUUAGUUUUGGAGGUUUGAUUAGAUUAUUAUUAUAGACUGAAUUGUUUCUUCCCUUUUGUAAGUGGAGUUAUUCUCAUCUGUUUAUAGUCAGGCUAGUAUUGAGUAAAAUAAGACAGUCAUUUCUCAGUAAGUAAGGGAGUCAUUUCUUCUUUAUGAAUUUAGUCCAGUAGUUUUCAUGUGGUUGGAUAGUAAAAGAAAAAAAAAAAAAGGAGAGAGAGACAUUCAAUGAUGUUCUUCUUAAAACUGAGCUGAGAUUUAUUCCAGAGACGAUUUGGGUGACUUUCUCAAACAUUCAGAUUAGUUCAGAUUGAUAUCAGCCCUGUUGGUUUAUUGUCACAAAGCAAUUUUAUGUAUGAAAAUUAGAAUACAAAUGCAAAUUAAUGUAUGUGAAAAAAAUAGACUUCAGAUGCCCUGAAGAAAACUCAUCUCCUUUAAAAAAAUAAAAUAAAAAAUAAUCAUUCAUUGCAGAAGUUCUCCAGCACAGAAAAAAAAGUUUUGAAAGCACUAACUGUGCCUUCUCUAAGCAACAGAAAUGCAGUGUGUUAAACAGUAUUCCUUAGAUUAGAGACCCAGUUUACUAAGGAAGGUAACAGCUUUGCCAAAAAACAUUGUAUUUGAUGGCAUCACCAAAGGCUAAAAAUCAGGCACAAUUAAUUCCUUUCUCUAUUUAAGUGCAGUUUGGAGUGUUUUAUGAGAUUUUUUACAUCCAUAUGGAUUUUCGUUUAGUCAGGAUGACUUUUAUACAUAGAGUAGGAGGAUAUAACGCCUGACUUCUCAUCCUGAGAAAGCACAGUAGUAGCCGAUUCGACUGCAGCAAAACAGUUCUUCUUUAAAAGUUAUUUAAUGAGAUCACAUGCAGCCAGCACAGCUAAUCCCUGCUGCGGCAGCUAAUAGAACUUUUUUUCCCUGUACUGAUAGAGGUCUGGCAGUGUAGGCUUUUUUUUUUUUUAAUAUAUAUAUACCUAUAUACAUAUAUAGGGGGCAUUGAUAUAGGGGUCUGGCACGGCCGAGCUGCGCGUUCACCCUCGGAGACUAGCAGAGGGCCCUGGCAGAGCCCAUGCCCGAAGCAAAGCCCUGCUCGCAUGGCCUCAGCGCCUCUCUGCCUUAGUGCCGUAUUAGUUAAUAAAAUAAAAUAAAAUAAAAAGAGUAAGGAAGCAUGGCUUCUGUCCAAGGACCGAGCAAUGUCUGUCACAGCAACAGUUCAGAGCAGGGGAGGAUGAAGCCUUGGCUCUCCUCUGGUGAAAAGCAGAACUCCUGCUUAUUUUCAUUCUACCAAUGCAGUAUCACUGGAGGAGGCCUAUCGUAUUUCUUCUUGUUUUCCUCAGAACUUAUUUAUAAGGGAGCAUUUUUUUCCUAGGUAUCACAGAGAAAUUAUCUGUGGAAUAAAAAUAAAUUCUCUUCCCUCUUUAACAAAAAAAAAGUAAAAAUAUUUACUUUUGUCUUCAUUAUCUUCAUCUCUGGGGUCAUUUGCUGCUGCCUACCACAAUUGUGCACAUGCUGCUAUAGGCCUCAUAUCAGUUAAAUAACUACAAUAGCUCAGAAAAAAAUAGUCUUUGAGAAAUGUGUUUUGUAAGCCUGUUUUUAUAUGGUUUUCUUGACCACAGUCUGCUUUCCCUAGAUGUGUCUAGUGAUCUUGUGCUCACUUAGUAAUUUUAAGAGAAACAGCGGAAAGCCAGAUACCUAUUUUCCGUGUUUCAAAAAGCAGGCAAACACAUAGCUCUUGUAUGCAUUAGGUCCUGUGUACUUAGCUAUAUAUGUGUCCUGACUGUUUCCUCAUAAAAUACAGACAUUCAGUAUGAGGGGUUUUUUUUUUUUUCAAGUUUGGGAGUUAUGAUUUGCAAGAGCACAAAUCUGAUGUGACCGGUGUUGGUAUUCAGGUUGUAUGUACAAACUGCACUAUACUGUACUUUUUGUAAACUAAUGUAAGUAGACGAGAAGAUUGUACAGCGUGUAGAUCUGCCGACUGUAAGAAAAAAAAUCUUUUCAUAUAUUGAUUUCCUUUUUUUUUUAAUAAAGAAAAAACAACCCUAAAGCACCAAAGUUAGAGCAGUUGUUUUGAACCAGUCAGUACUUACUUAGUAGUGGCUGUUAGAUGGUUGAGAAAACACUCAUCCUGUUUCCCCUUCACUUCACCAGCUGUGUGGAAGUGGCUAGUGAUGGUUGCUCCAUGUACCUGGUCAUUUAGAAAAGCAAGAGAAAUUGCUUUACUGCUAGAGGAUGAAGGAAACCUUUGCAGAAACACACUGCCUAUACUUCUUCCAUUUCUUCGUAGCAUAAUCACCACAGGUAAAUCGACAUAUGUUAACUCCUAAGCAGUGAAUAAUUUUAAAUGACAUCCUUAUUAUUUCAUGAAAACAACAGCACUGUUUUGAUAGUUCGUGAAAUAAGUAUUACAUAUGUGUUGGUUGUACACAGAUUUUUGCAAUUGCCGCUAGUUCACUGUUUCUAUGGUGACUUCAUCAUACAUACUGUCCAUUUCUAUGAUGCAUUUAAAUUGUUUUUGAUUUGUACAUAGUCCAUUUAGUCUUUUCACCUUUAUAUAAACGCUGAAAUUAUGGAAUACAUAAUAGAUCAA
Molecule: messenger RNA, 5192 nt
Organism: Rhea pennata
Lineage: Eukaryota; Metazoa; Chordata; Aves; Rheiformes; Rheidae
Gene: MAN1A1
Product: mannosidase alpha class 1A member 1
Exons: 12
Coding region: 1-1953 (650 amino acids)
Biological process (GO): mannose trimming involved in glycoprotein ERAD pathway; carbohydrate metabolic process
Cellular component (GO): Golgi membrane; endoplasmic reticulum; extracellular exosome
Molecular function (GO): mannosyl-oligosaccharide 1,2-alpha-mannosidase activity; calcium ion binding
Source: RefSeq, a predicted model, not a curated record